Molecule: messenger RNA, 1656 nt
Organism: Yamadazyma jaroonii
Lineage: Eukaryota; Fungi; Ascomycota; Pichiomycetes; Serinales; Debaryomycetaceae
Source: the annotation of a GenBank genome assembly
AUGAUUUGUAAAACAUUCAUUAGAAACUAUGCUAAACCUUCCACCACCAAGAUUGGUGGGAUGAAAAAGAUCGUGGAUAAGAAAAAUCCCACGGCUUUGUUUCAAUUUGGUAAUUUUUCAAAGUUGGUAGUACCUUCUAAGAAACAAAUUGAAAGUAGUAAAGAUAAAGCAGUACUUGAUUUUGAUGCUUUAAGAAUAUUUCCUAGUGUUCGAAUUGCUAUGAAGGAAGAGAUUAAAGAUCUGUACAUCUUGAAAAAUACGUAUCUUAAAAGCAAAGAUGAAUUGGACAUAAAACCCACCCCAGUCCAAUCAUUGGCUAUUAAGAAGAUCAAUCAAGUCAGGAAACCUAAAAAGAUUUCAGAAAGUAAGGAGAUUUUUAAUGAUCUCUUAGAUAACCAAAACAAAAGACUCAAAGUGUUUACUAUUGCUGCUGAAACAGGGUCAGGAAAAACAUGGUCAUAUUUGAGUUGUGUGUUGAGUAAGUUGAAAGAAGAUGAUUUGAAAAUUUUCAAUAAGAGUAAAAGAGAAUAUGUUAAUUCUAGGUCCUUAUCCAAAGUUAGAUCUGUUAUUCUCUUACCUACUAAUGAGUUAGUAGAUCAAGUCUAUUCAACUUUAUCGAAGGCUAAUAACAUACCUUUAAAUUUACCUGAAAAUUUAGAUCCUAAGUUUAUCAAAGAUAAAAAUUUCAGCGAAUUCUUAUAUGAGGAGGCUGCUCACGAUAAACUUGGAUUUAACAUAUUAAAAUGGGGGGCCGGAGAACCAGCUUCUAAGUUCUUCAAUUUCCUUAAUAAAGGAACAGUUGACAUUCUUGUUACAACUCCAACUAAAUUACAAUCUUUAGGUAAACAACAUAGUCAAGAGGAAAAUCCUUAUAGGUUUUUAUACAAUGUUGAUUAUUGUGUUGUUGACGAAGCGGAUACAUUAUUCGAUCCUUCUUGGUUCAAAGACACGACAGCUAUCAUUGAAAAAUUUUCCAAAUGUAAAGAUGUUAUUUUAGUUUCAGCAACUAUACCUAAAAAUUUUCAAAAAUCCAUUGGAAAUUAUUUCAAAGAUACUAUUGAUGUGGUGACAUCUUCUUUACAUAAGGUACCUUCACAAAUCAAUGUUAAAAUCAUUGAUUCUAUGCAAAAUCCUUACAAUGGUAGUAAGAUAAGAGCAUUGGCUCAAGCAUUAUAUGCAAUUCAAAGUGAUAAUACUGAACCUGGUCAAGUGAAAAGGGUUAUUGUUUUCGUCAAUAAUAAGAAAGAUGUUCAUCCUUUGAUUAGUACGUUGUGUACCAAAUUUCAACAGAAUUUGGAUAAUUUCGUGGGAUUAUCUGGUGAUGAUACUCCUCUAGAUAGAGCUGAUAAAAUUCAACCUUUCAUCCAACCACCUGAACCUUUAGAAUUCGACAAGGAAAAAAAUGAAUACCUUGGACAACGUAUGAAAGUUUUGGUAACAACUGAUCUUUUCGCCCGAGGUGUUAAUUUUCAAAGUGUGAAGAAUGUCAUUAUCAUGGAUUUCCCCAAUAAUUCAGUUGAUCUUGUUCAUAGAAUUGGAAGAACAGGAAGGAUGAAACAAAGUGGUAGAGUAUUCAUCAUUACUGAUAAAAAAUCCAGUAAAUCAUGGAUUAAAGCUUUACCCAAUGCCACCAAACGUGGAGUUAGAAUAGGUUAA